AUGAAUUACAAAGCGGCACUUGAUGUGUUUGUCCAAUCCGGCAAGGAUUUUGCCAUAGUGUAUCGAUCCGCUAAGCAGGCGGCCAGUGUAUCCAGAAUCCUCGUUCUAGAUUCGUCAUUCAAUCCUCCUCACAUGGCGCAUUUCACCCUUGCCAAAGAGGCCAUUGACCAUGACUUUGGCGAUGCAAGAGCACACCCGGAACUCUCCGAGCUGCCCAAGAUGCUCUUGCUUCUACUUUCGGUGAAAAAUGCCGACAAAGUCGUCCCGAAACCGGCUCUGUUUGACCACAGAUUGGCCAUGAUGCACAGGAUGGCGUCGUCUCUAGAAUCACUCGAACUUCCCGUUGCUAUCGGACUUACUAAACACGCUAAGUUUGCUGACAAGUCCGCGGCGAUCCAGGCCCACUGCUCUGUGGAACCGCAGGCAAACUACGCGUCUGCAAGAUUGACUUUUUUGCUUGGCUUCGAUACGCUUAUACGUGUUUUGGAUCCCAAGUACUACGCGCCGGCAUCCUUGGUGGACUCGCUCAAUGAUUUUAUGUACAACACAGAUCUCUUUUGCUUGACUCGGGCAGACACUGGCGAGGAGUUCGACCAGCAGCAAAACUACAUAGGUCGCAUAGCCCGAGGCGAGUUCCCGGAUAUCCCGCGCCUGUGGGCCCGCAACAUCAUUUUGACGUCUGUCCAGACCGCCCGGGAAUCCAUUGGAUUCAUAAGCUCGUCAGCUAUCAGACAGGCCUACGCUACCGGAGCCGUGGCCCAAAGCCCGCCAUUGCUCAAGGAAGUUGACGAGUAUAUUCGCAGCAAUGACUUAUAUAGUGAGGAUACCACGUAG
Molecule: messenger RNA, 834 nt
Organism: Metschnikowia bicuspidata var. bicuspidata NRRL YB-4993
Lineage: Eukaryota; Fungi; Ascomycota; Pichiomycetes; Serinales; Metschnikowiaceae
Product: nicotinamide-nucleotide adenylyltransferase
Exons: 1
Coding region: 1-834 (277 amino acids)
Cellular component (GO): nucleus; cytoplasm
Molecular function (GO): nicotinamide-nucleotide adenylyltransferase activity; ATP hydrolysis activity
Source: RefSeq, a predicted model, not a curated record